UAUUUAUUUACCGGAGGUUACUGAGUUUAUUUUUGAAUUUCAUGACCGGUGUAAUUGAAUUUUGUAACAAGAAGUACCCUAAUUGAAAGGAAGUGGUCAUGCAUCCGGAUCUUUCGUCCCAUCUUCAUUCUGAUGAAUGCAACCUUUUGAUACAGAAACUAUUGGAUUGCCGCAAAGAAAAUAAAAUAGGACACUGGUUUGGGAAAUGUACUGACAUUGAUUUUGAGUUGAACAAAUGUUUAAAAAGGGAGAGAGAGGAAAAAAGAAAAAGAAAUGCAGAAAGUGCGCUGAAACGAAGAGAGAAAUUGGUAAUCAAAUCUUAAUAUUAGAAAAUAUUUGCAUUGUACAAAUUGUAUAGUUAGCCUUUUGUUAAUAAAUAUAUUUAUUUUUUA
Messenger RNA from Nezara viridula (southern green stink bug), 392 nucleotides. The record is from the annotation of a GenBank genome assembly. Lineage: Eukaryota; Metazoa; Arthropoda; Insecta; Hemiptera; Pentatomidae.